AUGAAUAGUAAAAAUGUCGAUUACAGUGGCUACAUAUCUAUUGGUACUCCACCUCAACGCUUCAAAACUAUUUUUGAUACUGGCUCUUCAGCAUUAUGGGUACCAAAAAAAGGUUGUCGUUCUAGAGGUCCAUUCGCUGAACAAUGUGCUUCUGGUACUGAAUUGUACGACCCUGAUGCUUCAAGCACUCAUAGUGAGACUAAAGAGCAGUUUGAAAUUACAUAUGGUACUGGUAGUGCCACGGGCUAUUUGUACGACGAUGUCUUUGCUGUAAGCUAAUUUUGUGGUGCUAGGUUUAAAUAAAAAUUCAUAAGCAAGGCUCAGGCUCAGGUUCAGGCUCAAGCUCAGGCUCAGGCUCAGACUCAGGCUCAGGCUCAGGCUCAAGCUCUAGCUCAAGCUCAAGCAUAGGUUUAAUUUCAAAUUGAUUUGAAGUUGCGACUAAAACUAAAAUAGGUCAAACGUGUGUUACAAAAAAUUACAUUUUUUUUAGUUUGGUGAUCCAGAAAGCGCGCAACUAAAGUUUUCAAAGCCAGUACGAUUUGGAGCUGGUGAUAAGAUGACAUUCGCAGACGUUUCAAUAUUUGGCUUACCUUCAGCAGGUAGCGCAGUGGCUGUGGCGCCGCUUGCUAUUUGGAAAGGCUUUGGUCCUACCCCGCUCACCGCCCAACUCAGGCGUCUUAAGGAAUGAGUAGUACUGAGUGCACGGGGACUAUGCACAUCUACAAUUGGCCUACACGAGUAUAUGAUUGAACGCCAGAAGUCUUAUGGAGCACCUCAGUCACAACUCAGUGACGCGAGGAACAGUGAACUUACCUGGGGAGAAGCCCAAUUAUCGGAAACUUCAGACUCAAGGAUAGCUCCGUUAGUCUUCAUCUGAACCUUGAGCAUCCUUGCAGAUCGGCACUGUACGUUACACUCUACGGCAUCAAAAAUCAUCUAAUUUAAUAUAUAUCUCCCGAGUUGUAAUUGUAGACGCUUGAAAAUGUAAAGUAAAUAAAAAUAAAUAAAUUAGAAGCCAGAUGUUGCUUUGCAAAGCUGCUUUGUUAUAAGCAGAACCUAUCCCAUACACGAUCAACGUAAGGUGGAGAAGGGUAAGGUAGAGUAGGAUAUAGAAGUAAGAAAAAAAGGAUGCGGGUUUAGGUACUCAAAUUAGAGGCAAUUUAAAACUUUUUUAUAUUAAAAGCCAAUGACACAAUAAUCAAGUAAUGUAUGCUGAUUUGUUUGCCUUAUUUGUUCGCAACAUCUCUAAAACUACAAUAUAAUAUAAAAAAAGUUUAAUUUUGUAGUUUAACAACUAAUUUUGAAAAAAUGCUGUCAAAUUUAGCGUUAAUUUGUCAUAGAAGGUUGUGUACACGUAUGUUUGUUUAGUUGUUGAUAACGUAACAAUUUUUGUAAUAUAUAAUGAUGGCUGUAGCCAAAAUUAAACCUCAAUGUUAAAGCCAUGUUAAAACGUUGGCCAACUUUCUUUAUUUCUAACCCUAAUGGUACUACUAGCGGGUUCAAUCACGGAAAAUACACUAAAUUUAGUAUUAUUAUUAGUUUAGUAAUAAUACAGUUGGUACCACGUGUUCUAUCAGGCUCUUUCCAAGUGUCAGUAUCAAAAAAGACAAAAAAUGAAAACCGGACUAAUAUUUUGAGUGACGUCUAUGGCGAAAAAGUGCUGAAUAGACACAAUAUUCAGUACCUUGGCUACGUUUCUCUUGGUACUCCACCACAACGCUUCAAAACUAUUUUUGAUACUGGCUCUGCAGCAUUAUGGGUACCUAAAAAAGGUUGUCGGUCUCAAGGUCUACUUGUUGAAACUUGUGAAAAUGGGACAGAACUUUAUGAUCCUGAAGCUUCAACUACUCAUAAAGAUACAAAUCAACCAUUUGAAAUUACCUAUGGUACUGGCAGUGUUAAAGGGUACUUGCACGACGACGUUUUUGCUGUAAGUUAAUUUUAUACUCUUGCCUUGCCUUGCCUUGCCUUAAUAUGUUCUUUUUGUCGCGAUGUUGCGAGUUAAGCAAUACAAAAACAUGUUUACAAAAAUAUAGAACCGAUCCAGAACAAAGAAGGUCUUUUUUAUCUUCCAAAAACAGUUUAUAGUUAGGCCGAUUUGGCCAAAAACUAAGAAGUCUCUAACCAACUAGACCGCCGAUCGGUCGUAUUUUAUAUUUUUGGACAAAUAAAUAUAUUAUAUAUACUGUAACUAGCUAAUACCCAUAUUCAUAAUAAUUUAUGACAUUUUUUGUAGUUUGGUGACCCUAACGGUCCACAACUCAAGCUCAAGAAGCCAGUAAGGUUUGGUGCUGGUGAACAAAUGACCUUUGGCGAUAUCUCUAUCCUAGGCUUGCCUUUAUCUGACAAUCAAGGCGAGACAUCAAUCUUCCACGAAGCUGUAAAGGAAGGCCUUAUGGAUAACCCUAUCUUUACAACCUACUUGUCCAAAUGUGCCCAAAGUCAAUGUGAUAAUGGUGGCGUGAUCACAUUUGGUGACCUGGAUCAAAAAAAUUGUGGAAGAGUCGCAGACUGGGUUGAAAUUGAGCCAAGUUCAGAUCAUUGGGAGGUUAAAAUUGCUGGCAUUGGCGUUAGAGACAAGUUUAUUGGUUUGAGUGGCAAUGCUGUCAGCGAUACUGGCACUUCUCAUAUUGUGGUACCCAAAAAAGUCAUGGAAGUCAUUGUUCAGGAGUUGAGGCCUAAAGAAGUGGUAAAUUUUAAAUUUUUUGAAAUUCGAAGUUUUUAAAAAAAUUCAAAAAAUUUUAAAAAGUUCAAAAAAUAAAAAAAUUGCAAAAAAAAUAAAAAAUUUCAAAAAAAUUUUUAAUUUUCAAAAAACUUUUAAAAAAUUUCAGCAAGGCGCAUACGCUCUGCCAUGCAACUCAAAACUGUCAUUCUCCAUCAUUAUCAACAACAAAGAAUACCCAAUCAUCAGUGACAAUCUGCUUAUACCUCACGAUGACGGUAUGUGUGAACUGGCCAUAGUUGGGGCUGAUUUCCCAGUUAUCCUACUGGGUGACCCAUUUAUUCGAUCUUACUGCCAAAUUCAUGAUAUUAAGAACCGGAAACUGGGAUUUGCACCAGCUAAUGGCAGCCCUCAACCUUUUGAUUGUGGUUGUAAUGAGGGUUAUGGUGGUCGGAAUGGAGGGUAUGGUGGAUAUGAUGGAAGUAAUGGAAGAGGUCAUGGUGGAAAUUAUGGUGGUCAUGGUAAUAAUAGAGGCUAUGGUGGAUAUGAUGGCAAUUAUAGAGAAGGCCAUGGUAGCUUUAACGGAGGCUACGGUAGAAACAGGGGGAGUUAUGGAGGCAGUAAUAACGGUCACAAUGCAUAUCAAGGUGGAUAUCAUAAUGGAUAUCAUGGUGAAUAUCAAGGCGGGAACCAUUCUAAUCAUAGAUAUAAUGGAGGUUAUGGUGGUGAUUAUGACGGUAGUUAUGAUGGUUAUAAUGGCAACGGUAGGAGAAAACAUAACGGCGGUUACGGUGGAACAAACGACUAUUAUGGUGAUUAUGACGGUGAAAACUAUGCUGGUUAUGGUGGACGUAAUGGUGUCUAUGGCGGUCUUUAUGGUGGUGGCAACUACGCAGGUUAUGGUGGAAGCAAAGACAACUUCUAUAGCGAUAAUAAUGGGCCUUAUUCAUCGAAAGGAACUCCAUAUGAAGACAUUAUUCAAAACGCUUUCACUGGUUAA
Molecule: messenger RNA, 3662 nt
Organism: Bursaphelenchus okinawaensis
Lineage: Eukaryota; Metazoa; Nematoda; Chromadorea; Rhabditida; Aphelenchoididae
Source: the annotation of a GenBank genome assembly